This is a messenger RNA of Boleophthalmus pectinirostris (great blue-spotted mudskipper), 3847 nucleotides long. RefSeq names its product coagulation factor VII, like (gene f7l). Bases 46 to 1401 code for a protein of 451 amino acids. The transcript is spliced from 9 exons. Gene Ontology annotation, molecular function: serine-type endopeptidase activity; calcium ion binding. NCBI's taxonomy places the organism in Eukaryota, Metazoa, Chordata, Actinopteri, Gobiiformes, Gobiidae. Gene Ontology annotation, biological process: proteolysis; blood coagulation. The record is from RefSeq and is a predicted model, not a curated record. Gene Ontology annotation, cellular component: extracellular region.
AUUCUGGUGCUGUUGGUUUUGGUCCUGGACUUUGUUCAGAUCAAAAUGGCCGCCUCAGUCUCUGGAGUCUUCUGCGUUGUCCUCCUCCUCCUCCCAGCAUGCACCUGGACCUCAGUCUUCCUGGAUCCGGGCCGUGCUCACUCGGUCCUGGGUGGGUCUAGACCCGGUUCAGGCCGGGUUCUGGUCCGGACUCGCAGGGCCAACGGGUUCCUGGAGGAGCUGAGGGUGGGGAACCUGGAGCGAGAGUGUGUGGAGGAGAAGUGCUCCUACGAAGAACUCAAAGAGAUCUUUCCUCAGAAGCAGCAGCGGGAAAAUUUUUGGGCCAAAUACCAAGCUGGGGACCCGUGUGACUCCGCCCCCUGUCAGAAUGGGGCCACGUGCACGCGCCUCGUCACCACCUUCACCUGUAAAUGUGCACCUGGUUUCCAUGGACACCUGUGUGAUAAAGCGCGGUCGCCGCCGUCCUUGUCGUCGAACUGCAGACACAGAAAUGGCGGCUGUGAGCACUUCUGCGCCGACGGUGCUGAGCGCGCUGAGAUGUGCUCCUGCGUAGACGGCUACAGGCGGGAACAGGACAACGCCAGCUGCACUCCUAUUGUGUCUUUCCCGUGUGGACGUCCUCAGGUUUUUUUUGCUCCCAGAGUCGUGAACGGACAAGUGUGUCCCAAAGGACACUGCCCCUGGCAGGGGCUCCUGACGGAGAACCACGUGUUCACGUGUGGAGCUGUCGUCCUGAGUCCUCGCUGGGUCCUGACGGCGGCGCACUGUGUCCUGCCCAAACCCAGAAGUGUGUUCCACAUCACCGUCGGGGAGCACGAUCGUUUUCUGCCAGAGAACACGGAGCAGAAGCGGCGUGUGGUCAAAGUGGUGGUUCACCCGAAUUAUAACCGGACUUCCUCGGACUCGGACUUGGCUCUACUCAAACUGCACGAAAACGUGAAGCUGGGCCAGUACGUGAUCCCGGCCUGCCUCCCUGGACCCAGAGUCCCGGCCCCUGAUUCGGUCUCUAGUCCGGUCCCAGGUCCGGUCUUGGGUCUGGCCCGGACUCUGGCUUCGGUCCGGGUUUCGACGGUGUCCGGGUGGGGGCGGGUGGUGCAGCACGGGCAGGCGGCCAAUGUACUGCAAAGAGUCAACGUUCCUCGGGUCCGGACUCUGGACUGUCGCGCUCACACGGGGCUGAACAUCUCCAGGAACAUGCUUUGCUUUGGACUUCGCUCCGGGGGCCAGGACUCGUGCGAGGGCGACUCGGGGGGGCCCCUGGUCACCCGCUUCAGGAAGACCUGGUUCCUGACCGGGAUCGUGUCCUGGGGCCGGGGCUGCGCCGCCAGGGGCCAGUACGGCGUCUACACCCGCGUCGCCAACUACCUGCCCUGGAUCUACAGCACCAUCGACAGAAACUAGAGCCAAAAUGUCCGCCGCACCAUGACAGAAACUAGAGCCAAAAUGUCCGCCGCACCAUGACAGAAACUAGAGCCAAAAUGUCCUGACCCUGACUGGAGCCGAACGCUGACCCUGACCCUGACUCUGACCCUGACCCUGACCGGAGCUGAACGCUGACCCUGACCCUGACCCUGAGUCUGACCCUGAGUCUGACCCUGACUCUGACCCUGACUCUGACCCUGACCGGAGCUGAACGCUGACCCUGACUCUGACCCUGAGUCUGACCCUGACUCUGACCCUGACCCUGACUCUGACCCUGACUCUGACCCUGACCGGAGCCGAACACUGACCCUGACCCUGACUCUGACACUGACCCUGACUCUGACCCUGACUCUGACCCUGACCCUGACUCUGACCCUGACUCUGACCCUGACCGGAGCCGAACACUGACCCUGACCCUGACCGGAGCCGAACACUGACACUGACCCUGACUCUGACCCUGACCGGAGCCGAACACUGACCCUGACCCUGACUCUGACACUGACCCUGACACUGACCCUGACUCUGACCCUGACUCUGACCCUGACUCUGACCCUGACCGGAGCCGAACACUGACCCUGACCCUGACUCUGACCCUGACCCUGACUGGAGCCGAACACUGACACUGACCCUGACUCUGACCCUGACUGGAGCUGAACACUGACCCUGACCCUGACUCUGACACUGACCCUGACUCUGACCCUGACUCUGACCCUGACCGGAGCCGAACACUGACACUGACACUGACCCUGACUCUGACCCUGACCGGAGCUGAACACUGACCCUGACUCUGACACUGACCCUGACUCUGACCCUGACUCUGACCCUGACCGGAGCCGAACACUGACACUGACCCUGACUCUGACCCUGACCGGAGCCGAACACUGACCCUGACCCUGACUCUGACCCUGACUGGAGCCGAACACUGACACUGACCCUGACUCUGACACUGACCCUGACCGGAGACCGAACACUGACCCUGACCCUGACCGGAGCCGAAACACUGACCCUGACCCUGACCGGAGCCGAACACUGACACUGACCCUGACUCUGACCCUGACCGGAGCUGAACACUGACUCUGACCCUGACUCUGACACUGACCCUGACUCAGACCCUGACUGGAGCUGAACACUGACCCUGACCCUCACUCUGACCCUGACCGGAGCCGAACACUGACACUGACCCUGACUCUGACCCUGACCGAAGCUGAACACUGACACUGACCCUGACUCUGACACUGACCCUGACUCUGACCCUGACUCUGACCCUGACUCUGACCCUGACCGGAGCCGAACACUGACACUGACCCUGACUCUGACCCUGACCCUGACCGGAGCCGAACACUGACACUGACCCUGACUCUGACCCUGACCGGAGCUGAACACUGACCCUGACCCUGACUCUGACACUGACCCUGACUCUGACCCUGACUCUGACCCUGACCGGAGCCGAACACUGACCCUGACCCUGACUCUGACCCUGACCGGAGCCGAACACUGACCCUGACCCUGACUCUGACCCUGACCGGAGCCGAACACUGACACUGACCCUGACCCUGAUCGGAGCUGAACACUGACCCUGACCCUGACUCUGACCCUGACCGGAGCCGAACACUGACACUGACACUGACCCUGACCCUGACCGGAGCUGAACACUGACCCUGACCCUGACUCUGACCCUGACCCUGACCGGAGCCGAACACUGACACUGACCCUGACUCUGACCCUGACCGGAGCUGAACACUGACCCUGACCCUGACUCUGACACUGACCCUGACUCUGACCCUGACUCUGACCCUGACCGGAGCCGAACACUGACACUGACCCUGACCCUGACUCUGACACUGACCCUGACUCUGACCCUGACUCUAACCGGAGCCGAACACUGACCCUGACCCUGACUCUGACCCUGACUGGAGCCGAACACUGACACUGACCCUGACCCUGACCGGAGCUGAACACUGACCCUGACCCUGACUCUGACCCUGACCGGAGCUGAACACUGACCCUGACUCUGACACUGACCCUGACACUGACCCUGACCGGAGCCGAGCGCUGUGGUGGCGUCACACUCACUCGGGGUCAGGGUUCUUUGUUGGGUGUGUGGAGCCGACAGGUGGACCUGCAGCGGGACAGGUGGACCUGCAGCGGGACAGGUGGACCUGCAGCGGGACAGGUGGACCUGCAGCGGACAUGUUGGCUCUGUUUCUCUCUGGACUCUUUAUGUUUCAUCUGCUUCAGCUCUGUUCAUGUUUUAUCGAUACAAUCUUAUUUUAAUUUAAAUCCGCUGAUGUCAUGUGACCGUGUGAUUCUGAUGUUAUUUCAAAUACAAGAGUUUAGUUUUACUCACAGGAACAAGAGAAAUAAAAUAAAUGUGACGUCUUUUAAACUGUAAAUCCUGAAUAAACAUCAUUAUUUUGUGUUUAAA